Molecule: messenger RNA, 1356 nt
Organism: Penicillium argentinense
Lineage: Eukaryota; Fungi; Ascomycota; Eurotiomycetes; Eurotiales; Aspergillaceae
Product: telomere maintenance protein PBP2
Exons: 4
Coding region: 1-1356 (451 amino acids)
Biological process (GO): regulation of gene expression; regulation of RNA metabolic process
Cellular component (GO): cytoplasm; nucleus
Molecular function (GO): mRNA binding
Source: RefSeq, a predicted model, not a curated record
AUGUCGGCUUCUCCGUCCAACCUCCAGUCGGCCAAGCGUCCUCUCGAGGACCCUUCUUCCCCCACGGGCCCCAACGACCAGCCCGAUGCCAAGCGCCCCGCUCUCGACAAAGUCGUGAAGAAUGAUACCGAGGUCCAGGCCGACGUCUCGAGCAACGAGGUUCCCGGUGUCGAGAGUGCCCAGGAUACACAGGGUGAUACCGUCGUUCCCGAUGCCCCCAAUGGCAAGCAGACCGAAACCCAGCCGAUCCAGUCGACUGCCUCCCACGGCGAUCACGCCAGCUCCCAGUCUGAUCAACAGGCCCCGCAGGAUGAAACUAACUGGAUUCAUAUUCGCGCCGUGAUCUCCAGCUCGGAGGCCGCGACAGUGAUCGGAAAAGGAGGCGAGAAUGUUUCCCAGAUUCGCCGUUCGUCGCAUGCCAAGUGCACAGUUAGCGACUACACUCGAGGUGCCGUCGAGCGGAUUUUGACUGUCAGCGGCCUCCAGGAUGCCGUGGCCAAGGCUUUCGGACUUAUCAUUCGCACUCUGAACAAUGAACCCAUUGAUACCCCCUCUACUGCCCAGUCCAAGACGUACCCUUUGCGUCUGCUAAUCCCGCACAUUCUCAUCGGCUCAAUCAUCGGCAAGGGCGGCAGCCGGAUCCGCGAGAUCCAGGAUGCUUCUGGCGCCCGGCUCAAUGCGUCGGACUCCUGCCUUCCGUUGUCCACCGAGCGCUCUCUUGUUAUUCUCGGAGUCGCAGAUGCGGUGCACAUUGCGACCUACUAUGUCGCAGUGACCCUGGUGGAGCAACUGACGGAACGAUUCAACGGCCCCGCGGCUUCCGCAUAUGCCACUCGCAGUGGUGGCCCUGCUGGUGCUGUCUCUGGUGGGAUGCAAGUUGUCCCCUAUGUCCCGCAGCCUGCUGGUGGCCAGGCGGUGCCUACGGUAUGCCCUAUGUGCAAGGCCUGCCCACCCCCCACCCCCGUCGGUCAACCGGUCAUGCCCUAUGGCGCUGCUACCCCUCACACCCCCUACGCCGGUGCCACUCCCCAUCAGCCCACUCCAUACGUCGGCGGCCCGCAGCCCACUGCUGGUCGUGGAGCCCCCACCCCAGCUGCUCCCACAGGCGCCGCAAUGCCUGGCCAGCCUUUGACUCAACAGAUUUUCAUCCCCAACGACAUGGUUGGUGCCAUCAUCGGAAAGGGUGGCGCCAAAAUCAACGAGAUUCGCCAUUUGAGUGGUAGCGUUAUCAAGAUCAACGAGCCCCAGGAGAGCAGCAAUGAGCGUCUGGUCACAAUCACGGGUACCCAAGAGUGCAACCAGAUGGCUCUGUACAUGCUUUAUUCGAGACUCGAAAGCGAGAAGCAUCGCGUCUAG